CUUUAGUCACGAACAGACCACCUCAGCCUUUGUAUCCUGUAGAGAAUCAGACAAGUCUUAUAGAAGUCCAGUUGGGUCAGCCACUCAACGUUGCCUGCAAAGCAUUUUUUGGCUUCAGCGGUGAAUCAGGCCCCAUGAUCUACUGGACACGAGGAGAGAAAUUUAUUGAAGAACUCGAAAAUCAUAUUAAAGAAGGUGAAAUCAGGCUCCUCAAAGAGCACCUUGGAGAAAAAAUUGUGGAGUUAACAUUAAUCUUUGACAUUGUGAAAGAAGCAGACCUAGCCAAUUACACAUGCCACGUUGAAAACAGAAAUGGGAAGAAACAGGCGAGCAUCAUUCUGCGGAAGCGAGAUCUGAUCUCCAGAAUCGAACUUGCUGGAGGUUUGGGAGCUAUAUUUCUCUUACUGGUUAUACUUGUAACUAUCUAUAAGUGCUACAAUAUAGAGCUGAUGCUAUGCUACAGACAGAUGUUUGGAGGCGAUGAAGCAAUGGAUGACAACAAGGAAUAUGAUGCCUAUCUGUCUUACACAAAAGUUGAUCCCGACACAUUAGACUGUGACAACAGGGAGGAAGAACAAUUUGCCCUUGAAAUCUUGCCAGAUGUUCUGGAGAAACAGUAUGGAUAUAAGCUCUUCAUUCCAGACCGGGACCUGAUCCCUACUGGGACAUAUCUAGAAGAUCUUGCAAGAUGUAUAGAACAAAGCCGCAGGCUCCUUAUUGUCCUCACACCGGAUUAUGUAAUCAGACGAGGGUGGAGUAUUUUUGAGAUGGAAAACAGACUCCAUAACAUGCUCAUCAGUGGAGAAAUCAAAGUGAUUUUCAUCGAAUGCCCCGAAUUAAAAGGUAAAGUCAAUUACCAAGAAGUGGAAUCUUUAAAGCACAGCAUUAAACUGUUCUCAGUCAUCAAGUGGAAUGGAUCAAAAAGUAGCAAGCUGAAUUCUAAGUUUUGGAAACAUUUGCUCUAUGAGAUGCCGGUAAAGAAAAAAGAAGUUGUAACGCGACGCCAAGUUCUGGAUUCUGCUGAACAGGGUCUUUUUGGUGAUCUCCAAACAGUGCCUUCCAUCGCCGUGACAGAUACCUCUGCCACUUUAGUUUCAUCUCAGGCAGAUUUGGGAGAUUAUCAGCCAGCCAAUACGGCCCAGAUGAGACAUUACUGCAGAGGAUAUGAAUACAACAUGCAGUCUGCGACAUUGCCGCUAGCUGCCAUAAGCAGUAAUCACCACACUUACUGUAACAUACCCCUGACGCUUCUCAAUGGACAGUUACCUCUUAACAGCAGCAUGAAAGAUGUUCAAGAAUUUCAUAGGAACACUCCUUUACUCCCCUUGUCAACAAGGGAGCUCAGUUUCACCAGCGAUAUAUGGUAG
This is a messenger RNA of Python bivittatus (Burmese python), 1367 nucleotides long. The record is from RefSeq and is a predicted model, not a curated record. Lineage: Eukaryota; Metazoa; Chordata; Lepidosauria; Squamata; Pythonidae.